AUGGCUGACUUUAAGAAAUUGUUGGCAGCUUUUUUUCUUGUGCUAGUGCUGGUUUUUGCUAUUGAACUGGCGGAGGUAUGGACCUGCGAGUCCCCAAGUCACAAGUAUAAGGGGCCGUGCGUGAGGAAGCAGAGCAACUGUGCUGCUGUUUGUCAGACUGAAGGCUUUACUGGUGGUCAUUGCCGUGGUUUCCGUCGCCGUUGCUUCUGCACCAAAAAAUGCUAA
Solanum verrucosum is the source of this 225-nucleotide messenger RNA. Its product is annotated as defensin Ec-AMP-D1-like. Gene Ontology annotation, biological process: defense response. The transcript has 2 exons. Lineage: Eukaryota; Viridiplantae; Streptophyta; Magnoliopsida; Solanales; Solanaceae. Bases 1 to 225 code for a protein of 74 amino acids. The record is from RefSeq and is a predicted model, not a curated record.